Tetrahymena thermophila SB210 is the source of this 1889-nucleotide messenger RNA. Its product is annotated as MFS transporter. Gene Ontology annotation, molecular function: carbohydrate:proton symporter activity. Gene Ontology annotation, cellular component: membrane. NCBI's taxonomy places the organism in Eukaryota, Ciliophora, Oligohymenophorea, Hymenostomatida, Tetrahymenidae. Gene Ontology annotation, biological process: carbohydrate transport; transmembrane transport. The transcript has 2 exons. The record is from RefSeq and is a predicted model, not a curated record.
AAAUAAAAACUCUUUAAUAUUGCAAAAAUUAAAAAAGUAAUAAAAAAGACUAAAAAAGUAAUAACAUAGAGUAAAUAAAAUACAGUCUAACUUCAUCAAAUAAAAUGUCUUAAAUGCGUGACUAUCAACACAAGUCCUCACCAUACUUGUAUACUAGAGUACAACAUGCAUGCUGGGGUGCAUUUUAAGCAGGUUACACCAUUUCAGAGCUUGGUAUAGCAUUUGGGCAUCUCGCAUUGCUCUAUGACAUUCACGAAAGUGAUUAAAGAAACUAUUGCACCUUAGUUGUUACUAUCUUAUCAGUCAGUGCCUUAAUCAGUGCUUACUUGUCUUAGUUCUUAAUGCAUAAAAUGGAACGUCGUAAAUUUAUGAUUAUUGCUGAUUUAUUCUUCUUACUUGCUUCAGGUUUAACUUAAAUCAACCAAUGGUGGGUAUUCAUGUUUGCAAGAUUAGUUAUGGGUAUUUCUGUCGGUAUGAAUACAUCUGUAAUUUCUUUAUAUAUUAGAGAAAUCUCUCCUGAUAAUAUGGCUGGUAAAACUGGUGCCUUAUUUUAAGCAAAUGUUAACCUUGGUAUUAUAUUUGGUUUUAUUUUAAAUCUUCCUCUUAAGAGUGUAGUCAAUGUAAGCGAAGUCACUGAUAUCUGGCGUCUUGUUUUCUUAUUCCCUGCUUUCUUCUCUGUUAUUCGUAUUUUCGUUAUGCUCUUUGUCUAUAAAAUUGAUACUCCUUACUACUAUUACCGUAACCACCUUAACACUCUUGGUCGUAAGGCUGUCGAGUAGAUUUACAAAGAAAAAUAUGUCCUUUCUUAAGAACAAGUCCACCUUGCUCCUGGUUCUGUUGACUUUACUGAUAUGUCUACAGGUGACUAAACUCUCAUUACCGAAAGCGAAUAAUCUUACAAGAACAGACUCAAAGUUGGUAUGAUUACCAAUUUCCUUUAAUAAAUGUGUGGUAACACUUAUUUGGCUGUAUAUUCUACUGGUGUCCUUAGUUUGGUAACCAGUGAUUUUUACCACAUGCGUUCCUUUGUCCUUGGUUCAUAUAUUUUCCUUUUCUUCGUUUCAACCCUUGGUGUUAGUUUUAAUAGAAAGCUUGCAAGAAAGAGAUAUCUUGUCGGAGGAUUCCUUUUCUGCUCUCUUUGCCAAGUAGGACUUGCAAUUAUUGCCUCUUUCAAAGAAGAUGUCUAAAAUAAUUCAACCCUUCAAUUCUUGUUAGUCUUAUUCUUAUUUUUCUUCUAUGCUGCUUAUAACUUCUCAGUAGGUCCAGUUACUUCUAUUUACACUUCUGAUAUCUUGAAGGAUGAAGGUAUGAGUUACAGUAUUGUCAUGAACUGGCUUGGUAAUGUCAUCUCUUUAACACUUUUCCUUAACACUUAAGUAUAUGUAAAUUGCAUAGUCUUUGCUACAUCUGCACUUUGCGGAUUUGCUUUCUGUUCAAAGUAUGUAGUCGAAACCAGAUAUAUGAACUUUAACGAUAUCCAAAAAACUUAUUAAAAUAACUAUGAAAUGAACGUAAAGCAAUAAUUGGAUACAUCAUAGGUAUUAAACGACAGCGUUAAUAACAACUCUAUAGUUUGCAGUCUUAAUAACAAUAACUCAAUCGUUAAUAGCAAAAUGUGAAAACUGCUAAAGCGAAUAUUUAAUUUUAAUAUAGUUAUACUGCUAUAUUUAGUUAUAAAUUUAUUAACUUUUUACUAUUUUUUCAAUCUUAAAAUCAAUCUAUCAACAUCUUAAAGUUUAUAAAGAUGAGCGAAUGAAUCUAUGAAUAAUUAAAAACUAUUAUAAAAACAUGCAUAAAAGCAUUAAAUUUGGUAAUAUCAACCAUAUAAAUUUAAGUGUAAUUUUCUUUAUUUUAUAUAAAGUAACUUUCUUAAAUGUAUUUUAAUCAUA